This is a messenger RNA of Archocentrus centrarchus (flier cichlid), 1343 nucleotides long. Its product is annotated as gastrula zinc finger protein XlCGF48.2-like. Gene Ontology annotation, molecular function: RNA polymerase II cis-regulatory region sequence-specific DNA binding; DNA-binding transcription repressor activity, RNA polymerase II-specific. The coding region runs from base 76 to 1200 and encodes 374 amino acids. The transcript has 2 exons. Gene Ontology annotation, biological process: regulation of immune system process; regulation of cytokine production; negative regulation of transcription by RNA polymerase II. The record is from RefSeq and is a predicted model, not a curated record. Gene Ontology annotation, cellular component: nucleoplasm. NCBI's taxonomy places the organism in Eukaryota, Metazoa, Chordata, Actinopteri, Cichliformes, Cichlidae.
UUAGCUCCGUGUAGGUGUGUUUUCCUCCGUGUUGAGUAAGUUCUCGGACUGUGUGGAGCAAGGUGAGCGGUGAAAAUGUCUAAGGUGCGGAUGCUGAGAGCGCUGGUGCAGCAGAGACUGAUUGCGGCUGCGGAAGACAUUUUGGCGCUGUUUGAAAGAACUAUAGCGGAGUAUGAGGAGGAGCUGAACCGCUCCAAGGAGGCGGUGAGGAGACAGCACAGACUGCUGGACGCUGUUUUCAACCCGCAGGUUCAGCUGAGCCCAUCAGAUGUCCAGCAGCUGGUUGUGAGAAGUAAAGUAGUUAAACCGGAGGAGCAGGAGAGGAGCUAUACGUUGGACCAGGAGGUCAAGGAGUACCCUAACACUAAACAGGAGCAGGAGGACCAUGAAAUGUUACCUAUAAAAGAGGAACAGAAUGAAGUCUGGACCAGUCAGGAAGGAGAGCAUCUUCAAGCCCUACAGGAGGACGGUAUUAUCAAGUUCACAUUCAGUCCUCUCCAUGUGAAGAGUGAAGAUGAAGCGGAACCUCAGCUUCAUCACAGCCAGACUGAGGAGAUCAGAGACUCUGAAGGAAGACCAGAACCAGAAAUUGAACACACGACUUCAGACUCUGUGCAAACUUGUGACAUUCUUCUGAACAAUGUAAGAUACGAUGCUGAAGAGAAACCGUUUGGCUGCUCUGAAUGCGGCCGCAGAUUUAGGCAGAAAUCACACCUUCAGAUCCACAUGCGGGGUCACACGGGAGAAAAACCAUUCAGCUGUUCUGUUUGUGCCAAAAGGUUUCCUCGCAAGGAGAGCCUGGUUCGUCACAUGAGGUUUCACUCUGGAGAGAAACCUUUCAGCUGCUCUAUCUGUAAGAAAGAUUUCACUUGCAGAGACCACGCUGUCACGCACAUGAGGAUUCACACUGGGGAGAAACCCUUCACAUGUUCUGUGUGCGGGAAGAAAUUUGCACACAAACUGAGUCUGAAGCAUCAUAUGUCGUGCCACACAGGGCAGCGAGCUUUCAGCUGUAGUGUUUGUCACAGGAUGUUCAACAGACAGUGUCACGUCAGACAUCAUAAGUGUGUUUUCAGCAGCAGCAUUGGUGAGGCUGUAAGCCUGCAGCAGUGGACAGAUGAAUCAGGCACUCACAUGUAUGAAACAGGAACACUACAGAAAGACUCAGGUGUCCUGAAAUUUAGAGUUACUAGCAUUUAGUUAUAAUUUUGAUCCAGGUAUUUUAUAGGUACACCAUGAGAAACAUACUCUACCCAUGUGUUAUGCAAACCUGUCAAAGUGUUUUCUGUGGCAUUUCCUGUUUUUUACUCUUUUUUUCUCUCGACAUUGUCCUCAUGUUCUGA